This is a messenger RNA of Eublepharis macularius, 1894 nucleotides long. It is a transcript of the gene ERO1A, whose product is annotated as endoplasmic reticulum oxidoreductase 1 alpha. Gene Ontology annotation, biological process: protein folding in endoplasmic reticulum. Gene Ontology annotation, cellular component: endoplasmic reticulum membrane; endoplasmic reticulum. The transcript is spliced from 16 exons. Gene Ontology annotation, molecular function: FAD binding; thiol oxidase activity; protein-disulfide reductase activity. Bases 10 to 1419 code for a protein of 469 amino acids. Lineage: Eukaryota; Metazoa; Chordata; Lepidosauria; Squamata; Eublepharidae. The record is from RefSeq and is a predicted model, not a curated record.
CGCCGCGCCAUGCCUCGCCCGCUCCUCCUGCAGCUCCUCCUGGGGCUCCUCUGGCGCUGCGCCGCCGCCUCCGCCUCGCAGCAGCCCCCGCCGGCGGCCUCCGCGGAGAGCCGCUGCUUCUGCCAGGUCACGGGUUAUUUGGAUGAUUGUACGUGUGAUGUUGAGACUCUUGACGCCUUCAACAACUACAAGGUUUUCCCGAGGCUGCAAACCCUUCUAGAAAGUGAUUACUUCAGAUAUUACAAGGUUAACCUAAAGAAGAGUUGCCCUUUUUGGAAUGUCAACAGUCACUGUGGAAUCAGAGAUUGUGCGGUUCAGCCAUGCCAGUCUGACGAGGUCCCUGAUGGAAUUAGAUCAGCAAGUUACAAGUAUUCAGAAGAAGCCAACGCCUCUGCUAAGGACUGUGAGGAAGCGGAGAGACUUGGAGCUGUGGAUGAAUCUUUAAGUGAGGAAACAGUGGAGGCCGUGCGGCAGUGGACGCGGCAUGACGAUUCUGCGGACAGCUUUUGUGAAGUCGAUGAUAUCCAGUCCCCCGAGGCUGAGUACGUAGACCUGCUUCUCAACCCAGAGCGCUACACCGGCUACAAAGGGCCCGAUGCCUGGAAGAUCUGGAACAGUAUUUACGAAGAAAACUGUUUCAAACCACACUCUGUACAGAGGCCUUUAAAUCCCCUUGCUACUGGCAGAGGAGAAAAUGAAGGGAACCUGUUUUAUAGCUGGUUGGAAGGCCUCUGUGUGGAGAAGCGGGCUUUCUACAAGCUCAUCUCCGGUCUCCAUUCAAGCAUCAACAUCCAUCUCAGCGCCAGGUAUCUGCUACAAGACACUUGGUCAAAGAAGCAGUGGGGUCACAACGUGACCGAGUUUCAGCAGCGGUUCGAUGAAGUCCUGACGCAAGGGGAGGGUCCCAGGAGACUCAAGAACCUCUAUUUUAUCUUCCUGAUCGAGCUGAGGGCCCUGUCCAAGGUCUUGCCUUUCUUCGAGCGCCCGGAUUUUCAGCUGUUCACUGGCAACAAAGAACGAGAUGGCGAAAUCAAGAGUCUCCUGUUGGAGAUACUCCAUUUAACCAAAUCUUUCCCUCUGCACUUCGAUGAAAAUUCAUUUUUUGUUGGAAAACAGAGAGAAGCAGCCAAGUUAAAGGAGGAGUUCAGGCUCCAUUUUAGGAACAUUUCAAGGAUUAUGGACUGCGUGGGAUGUAUCAAAUGUCGCCUUUGGGGGAAACUGCAAACUCAGGGAUUGGGAACGGCACUGAAGAUUCUGUUUUCUGAAAGCCAAAUAGAAAACAUGCCAGAGAGAGGCCCUUCACCCACGUUCCAUCUAACGAGACAGGAAAUCGUGUCCCUCUUCAAUGCCUUUGGAAGGAUUUCAACAAGCAUUAAAGAGCUAGACAACUUCCGCAACUUCUUACAAACUCUGCCGUGAGGCGGCUUCGGAGGAAGACCGGCGGCUUUGUUCUCUGUGGGAGGAACCUCGGAGCCGUUUGUGCUGAUGCAACCCACAGGGACCCUCCGUCCAUUCUCUGCAAGAUUCGCAGGGGACUGCCGCAUGGAACAUUAGCAGAAAGCAAGAGUGCAAAGGAUCUCCUACCAGUUUAGGGCUUUGUUGAACUGCUGUUUUACAAACUAAAGAGGUGUCUUGGCUGGAUCAAAGCAGAGAUUGCCGGUGCCCCCCUGGCAGACCACGCUCCAUCUUCUGCUCACCCUCUGUUCUAGGAGGUGCUGGGGGGGGCAUAGCUGUCCUGGAGGGGCUUCCGAUUGCUUCUUUCUCCUUCUGUCAAACGCCCAAUUUGCUUUUCGUUCAUCCUUCACUGGGAAAUACAGCUUGGAUGUAUCUUUAAGGGCAAAGAAAGCCCAGAAACCAUGAACAGGUCUAAAAUAUGGAUCUUGUAGCACCUGCU